Messenger RNA from Manacus vitellinus (golden-collared manakin), 840 nucleotides. RefSeq names its product P2Y purinoceptor 1. Gene Ontology annotation, cellular component: membrane. The transcript has a single exon. The record is from RefSeq and is a predicted model, not a curated record. NCBI's taxonomy places the organism in Eukaryota, Metazoa, Chordata, Aves, Passeriformes, Pipridae. Gene Ontology annotation, biological process: G protein-coupled receptor signaling pathway. The annotation marks the transcript as partial. Gene Ontology annotation, molecular function: neuropeptide receptor activity.
GCAGACCUGCUGUACGUCAGCACCCUGCCCUUCCUCGUCAGCUACUACCUGCGAGGCAGAGUGUGGCUCUUCGGGCAGGGCUGGUGCCAGACCACCCGCAGCCUCUUCCACCUCAACCUCUACGCCAGCAUCGGCUUCCUCACCUGCAUCAGCAUCCACCGCUACCUGGGCAUCGUGCACCCGCUGAAGGCACGGGGCCGGUGCCAGGGGGGUUCCUCUUCUCCGUGGCUCAGCGUGGCAGUCUGGGCGUGGGUCAUUGCCCAGGUGGCUCCUGAUCUUGCCUUCAGCAAGACGGACGACACGGGGACGCGGUGCCACGACACGACGGGGCACAACAAGCUGGACGUUUACUUGCCCUACACCUUGGCUGUCACCGUGACCGGGUUCAUCAUCCCCUUCCUCAUCAUCCUCGGGUGCUACUGCCAUGUGGUGUUUGUGCUCUGCAGGAACGACACCAUGGACCUCGAGCUCAGGAGAAGAAGCAUCAGACUGGUGGUUCUCGUGAUGGUUCUCUUCUCCAUCUGCUUCCUCCCCUACCACAUCUUCAGGAACCUCAAUCUGUUGUCCCGUGUCUGGCAGCUGCAAGGGUUCUGCACACAGGCUUCAAAGAACAUCUACGUUUCCUACCAGGUAACCCGGGGCCUGGCCAGCCUCAACAGUGCCCUCAACCCCCUGCUCUAUGUGAUCACGGGCAAAGACUGCAUGUCACGGAUAAGGAGCGUCCGACAAAGAGCCAGACAGCAGCUGGGGACCACCUUCAGCAGGAAAACCUCUUGCCAGGCAGAUCAGAGGAAGGGGGGCACAAUCCUUUCUAAGGAGGAGGCUUCUGAUGCACUCUGA